Messenger RNA from Ciona intestinalis (vase tunicate), 1790 nucleotides. Lineage: Eukaryota; Metazoa; Chordata; Ascidiacea; Phlebobranchia; Cionidae. The record is from RefSeq and is a predicted model, not a curated record.
AACAAAAAACUGUUCUUUUUACAGCAAUCUGCUAAAGGUUAAUGACCUUUUAAUGAAAAACUAACAUUAGCUUGUUAAUUUGUGUAAAUUCUUGUCCUGUCCAAAAUUAUUUGUUGUCCAGUUAAAAAACAAACAAGAAAAAUGCCUUCAAGCGCUUUGUUGAACAAAACGGCCAAGGUCGAUUACAUGAACCUGGACUGCCAAGGCAGAGUACAAGCUAUGUAUAUAUGGAUAGAUGGGAGCGGCGAACAUCUCAGGUGUAAAACUAAAACAUUGGAUUCGGAACCGCAAACCCCAGAUGACCUCCCGUUAUGGAACUUUGAUGGUUCAAGUACCAACCAAGCUGAAGGGUCCAACAGCGAUUGUUACAUCAAGCCGAUAGCUUUGUUUCGCGACCCGUUCCGUGGUGACCCUAACAAACUUGUCAUGUGUGAAGUGCUUAACUAUAAGCAGGAACCCGUGGCCACCAACAACCGACGCAGAUGUCGUGCGAUCAUGGAAAAUGUGAAAGAAGAUCGGCCAUGGUUUGGAAUGGAACAAGAAUAUACUUUGUUGGAUGUGGAUGGUCAUCCAUUUGGGUGGCCUAAAGGAGGAUUCCCUGGCCCACAAGGUCCCUACUACUGUGCAGUGGGCACUGGUAACGUAUACGGGCGCGACGUUGUUGAAGCUCAUUACAGAGCCUGUAUGUUUGCUGGGGUUAAGAUUGCGGGAACAAAUGCAGAGGUUAUGCCGGCCCAGUGGGAAUACCAAGUGGGACCAUGUGAAGGUAUAGAGAUGGGGGACCAUUUAUGGAUCUCAAGAUUUCUUCUCCACCGAGUUUGUGAAGACUUUGGAAUAAUCGCAACUUUCGAUCCAAAACCAAUGAAGGGAGAUUGGAAUGGAGCGGGGUGUCAUACCAACUAUAGCACUGAAGCUAUGAGGAAUAAAGGAGGCAUUGCUGCUAUCAACAAAGCUGUGGAGAAACUCAGCAAGCGUCACUUCUCGCACAUCAAGGCAUACGAUCCACAAGGAGGUAAAGACAACUUACGCCGUCUCACUGGCAUGCACGAGACUGCUUCGAUCUAUGAUUUCUCAUCCGGUGUCGCGAACCGAAAAGCUUCCAUCAGAAUACCGAGACAUGUUGGUGAGGAGAAGUGUGGAUACUUGGAAGACCGUCGUCCAUCCUCCAACUGCGACCCAUACGUUGUAUCAGAGAUGCUGGUUCGUACAACCAUAUUAAACGAAGAAGGAGACGUCGAUUUUGAUUUGUAAAUCAGAAAGUUCUAACAUUUCAUGAGUUUAACUUUUCAUGGAUAAAAACUUAAUGAAAUUUUCAUGAAACUAACUUUUCGUGAAUUUUAAGUUUUCUUGGUUGCUUCAUAAAUUUUCUUUGUUUAUUUCAUGAAUUUAACUUUUCAUAAAUUUAACUUUUCAUAUUGAAAUUUUCAUGAAUUUACCUUUUAUGACAUUGUCAUGAAUUUAACUUUUCAUGAAUUAACUUUUCAUGGACUUUUGUUUUAAUGAUGAAUACUGGACCAGCUUUUAGCGUAGUCUGCUUCGUAGUAACUUGUUCUUAUUCAUUCCAUACAAAGCACAAUAUUGUGAACAUUAGUGCGCCUAUAAUGGUGUAUUCAGUUUUUAAACUGGUAUACUGUCUGUCUUUUAUCUGCAUGCAUUUACCGAACAACAAGCAUAUCGGCCACACAGUAUAAUAUUGUGUUGAUAGUCCACAUGCAAAACUGCUAAUAUUGUUUAUUGUAUGUCUUUUUCUUUUAAUGCAUUAGAUUAAAUAAACCAGUAAAAAUUGACAA